UACACUUAUAGACAUAUAUCAAAUUAUGUAGAAUGAUGAAAUAUUUAACGUUGGAUAGGUCUAAAUAAUGGGGUCAUUGACACAAUAUACUAUUCUUGAAUCACUAUAUAAAACAAUGCAUGAAUAUGUGAAUUAUUAUAAUUGAAAUUGAAUAUCUUACAUUAAAAUGAAAGUGACGCCAAUUAUCUUCACUGUAUUUUGUAUUGUGGGUGCUACGACAUUGAUCAAAGCUACAACGUUAGAGCAUGUACCUCACCCGAGUGAAAAAGACAUGGAAUUAGUGUAUAUUGAUGAAGAAUAUCAAAAAGAAGGUGGACUGAGAUCAAUAUGCAACGAACUAAAAAAAUCCUUCCAAAAAGGGCGACACCACAUAUAUAAAGUUAUUGAUAAAUAUAUAAGGAAGGAUGAUUUAGGCUUAAAAAUGUUAGAAGUUGCCAAAAUCCUUGGAAAACGCAUUGAAAAACGUAUGAAAUACAUAUCGAUGAAACUGGAUGAGAUGAUGGACUAUGAAUCAUCUUAGGCAUAUUUCAUAACACGAUGGUUAGUAAUGUUGUGGAUUUCAGACAUUGUUUUUCUCUGCUUUUUGUUUACCACUUUCUUAACGAAUUUGAGCAAAUAAUAAAGAUUAAUGAAAACGCUUUAUUUUGUGUUAUGUGCACUUGCGGUAAAACACAGAGACUAUUGAUAAAGAUAACAUUGAAUACAAAAUAGGAAAUGCAGUACAUCAGAUUAUUAGCCCCACAAACUUUCAUUGUUCCCAGUCGGAUACUUUCAUGAGGAACGAGGUUUACAGAGGUAUCAAAUACGUAGAAAAAUGUAGAUUGUUUUACAACUUUAAUUUACAUGCUUCUUGUAUGGUCCGUGUAUUACAAGUGUGUCUCCGUAUCAAUUAGGGAAAAGAAAAAGAGUUUAUAAACACGUAGAGACC
Molecule: messenger RNA, 928 nt
Organism: Schistosoma haematobium
Lineage: Eukaryota; Metazoa; Platyhelminthes; Trematoda; Strigeidida; Schistosomatidae
Exons: 4
Coding region: 167-520 (117 amino acids)
Source: RefSeq, a predicted model, not a curated record